Molecule: messenger RNA, 492 nt
Organism: Oikopleura dioica
Lineage: Eukaryota; Metazoa; Chordata; Appendicularia; Copelata; Oikopleuridae
Source: the annotation of a GenBank genome assembly
AUGCUGGAGAUACAACAAGAACUCUCGGAAACAGGAAGUUUUCAGGGAAUCGCCCAGUGUUGGAGAUGUACAGAAGCGACUUCAUACGAAGAUUGCGCCACUCACGGAAAAAUCGAAACAUGCGCUGAAGAUGCAGAAUGCUACAUCGAAGCAAGAAUCAGAUCUGCUUCUGUUCGUCGGUUUACCACCGGCUGCAAGCUGGCUAAUGCAUGCAACGAUUUGAAGAAUCAGAAUUUCCGAGGGCCGAAGGUUUGGAAUCAGUGCAAACCGGAAAAUCAUCAGGAAGAGAGCGAUGUUUUUGGAGAGUCAGUUUGUCGGCAGUGUUUUAGACCAUGUGUUCAAGAAAAAGACGCCUCAAGAUGUUUUCAAACAACAGGAGAAAAUCUCGGAAUCCCCAACUGGGACGAUUUUGGGACGACUUGGGAUGUUUUCGGCAAUACGACGCGAUGGUUUUGGACUUCAAAUUUGCCGAAACGACAGUCUGAAAAAUAA